GUUUUCUCCCUUUUUUACAAAACGCCAUUUGUAUGUCACUUGUCAAAAUUAUACAACCACAUUGUUUUUGAUUAUGAAUGCUUUCAUUAAAUGCAUGAUAAGCAUAUCACUGUGACAUUUUCUACGACAUAGAAUGAUUAACGCAAGUUAUGACGAAGCGCAUGAUCCUAAAUAUGGAGAUCCAUUUCCGGUUCCAAUUGUUAUGGCAACAACAGAAACAUUAAAAGGUUAUGGUAAAAUUGUGACAGAUUUUGAAAAUGAAGAGGUGGAAAUAACUCCAUGGCCUGUACAAGGUUGGCGUAAACUAUGCCCUGGCACAGGUACCCUUGGGGGUCUUAUACAUGAUGAGUUAACAUACAAAUGGGUCGGGGACCAGUCACUGUUUACUGACGGCACCGAAGAUGGUGACUUUAUUACUGGCAGAUUGCCAAAACAUGUUUCGCCUGCCGACAGGACGCACGUGCUUGUCAGAGAAGCAAAUUAUCACCCGGAUGGAGGUCAAGUUUUCUACCCGAAGAAUAAAGAUCCCUUUGUUGCCUUACUCGCCUUACCAGGAGACGAUAUCAAACUUGAAGAUUUUGUUGCUUUUUAUUUUGAUGGAACGUUCGGUGUGCAGAUACACGCAGAUAUCUGGCAUCAGCCAAUUUAUCCAAUCAGAGACGCGUCCGUGAUUCGUGGUAAACAAGGGGCGGUACACGCAUGCGUAGCAAUGGAUACUGUGAAAGAGUUCGGAAAGUUUCUACUUGUACCGUUAAAACCGCCAAUUUAGUAUUACUCUUUUAACUGGUUUUUAUAUACAUGUACAUGUAUAUGUUAUGGAAAUUAUUUACUGUGAUGACUGGAAAGAUUAUAGAACACUAUUUUGAUGCUUCUA
Messenger RNA from Ruditapes philippinarum (Manila clam), 874 nucleotides. RefSeq lists its product as uncharacterized. Gene Ontology annotation, molecular function: ureidoglycolate hydrolase activity; ureidoglycolate lyase activity. The transcript is spliced from 3 exons. NCBI's taxonomy places the organism in Eukaryota, Metazoa, Mollusca, Bivalvia, Venerida, Veneridae. The coding region runs from base 134 to 769 and encodes 211 amino acids. Gene Ontology annotation, biological process: allantoin catabolic process. The record is from RefSeq and is a predicted model, not a curated record.